Messenger RNA from Lutra lutra (Eurasian river otter), 12267 nucleotides. It is a transcript of the gene TET3, whose product is annotated as tet methylcytosine dioxygenase 3. Gene Ontology annotation, molecular function: DNA binding; DNA 5-methylcytosine dioxygenase activity; zinc ion binding. The coding region runs from base 817 to 6198 and encodes 1793 amino acids. Gene Ontology annotation, cellular component: nucleus. The record is from RefSeq and is a predicted model, not a curated record. Gene Ontology annotation, biological process: positive regulation of transcription by RNA polymerase II; oxidative demethylation. The transcript is spliced from 12 exons. NCBI's taxonomy places the organism in Eukaryota, Metazoa, Chordata, Mammalia, Carnivora, Mustelidae.
UUGCGGGGGACGGGGCGGCGGUGCUACGGGUCACAGUGUAGCGGAGCCGGGCGGGGGCGGCGGGGCGGGGCGGGGGCUGCGGAGCCGCCGAAGCCGAGCGGCCGAGGCCCCAGAACAAAGGAGCCCGAGCGGCGGCGCGCGCGCGGCCCGGCCCGAGCUGGAGCGCGCCCCCCUCCCCGCGCCCCCUCGGCGGAGCGGGCCUCCCUCCCCUGUCUGGCAGACCGGCGGGGGAGGGGGGCGCGGCGGGGCUGCCGGCGCGGGCUACCCCGGGCGCGCCCCCGUCCAGGCCGCUUCCGUGCCGGGGGCGCUCGGGCAGCCCAGCCGAGUGAAGCUCUCAGCAAACUUUAUUUUGAAAGCCCUGCUCCCUCGGGGAGGGCCCAGCGACCUCCAGUGAGGGGCAACGCUGCCUUCUUCUCCAUCAUCCUGCCCCCCGGAGGACAAGUACCAGGAGAACCUCCUCAACCUGCCCAGCCCCCACCACACACCCACCUGCUCACCUCAUGCCUGGGUCCAGGGUGGGUGAGGGUGAAGAACCCGCCCAGCCAAGAUGAUCCCUUCUCUGGGGACCGCUGCUGGUGUCCUGCCCCAGAUCCCGGGCUCCAGCAGAUGGGAGAGUGGCCCCCGACUGAGCCCGGCCAGAGUGCUGCAGAGGAGGUGAAGAGGCGCCCAUCCUGGAUACUGGAGUUACUUGCCUUCACCCUUGUGCACUCUUGACUGUCUUAGGAGAGAAGGACCUGGUGGAGGGCCUUGGCGGGCAGGCAGGGCACUGGACCGCGGCCCUUCUCUGGAACCUAUGCCCCUGCCCCUGGCAGCACUAUGAGCCAAUUUCAGGUGCCCCUGGCGGUCCAGCCGGAACUGCCAGGCCUUUAUGACUUCCCUCAGGGCCAGGUGAUGGUGGGGGGUUUCCAGGGGCCUGGGCUCCCCAUGGCUGGGAGCGAGCCCCAGCUCCGAGGGGGUGGAGAUGGGCGAAAGAAACGAAAACGGUGUGGUACCUGUGAGCCUUGCCGGCGGCUGGAGAACUGCGGGGCCUGCACCAGCUGCACCAACCGCCGCACGCACCAGAUCUGCAAACUGCGCAAGUGUGAGGUGCUGAAGAAGAAGGUGGGGCUUCUCAAGGAGGUGGAAAUAAAGGCUGGUGAAGGAGCCGGGCCGUGGGGACAAGGGGCUGCUGUCAAGACAGGCUCAGAGCUCAGCCCAGUUGAUGGACCUGUUCCAGGUCAGAUGGACUCAGGGCCAGUGUACCAUGGGGACUCACGGCAGCUAAGCGCCUCAGGGGCGCCUGUCAAUGGUGCUAGAGAACCCUCCGGACCCAGUCUGCUAGGGGCUGGGGGUCCUUGGCGAGUAGACCAGAAGCCCGACUGGGACGCUGCCCCGGGCCCAGCUCACACUGCUCGCCUGGAAGAUGCCCACGAUCUGGUGGCCUUUUCGGCUGUGGCCGAAGCGGUGUCCUCUUAUGGGGCCCUUAGCACCCGGCUCUACGAAACCUUCAACCGUGAGAUGAGUCGCGAGGCUGGGAACAACAGCAGGGGAGCCCGGCCGGGGCCCGAGGGCUGCUCUGCUGGCAGCGAAGACCUGGACACGCUGCAGGCGGCCCUGGCCCUCGCGCGGCAUGGCAUGAAGCCGCCCAGCUGCAACUGCGAUGGCCCGGAGUGCCCGGACUACCUCGAGUGGCUGGAGGGCAAGAUCAAGUCUGUGGUCGUGGACGGCGCGGAGGGGCGGCCCGGGCUCCCAGGGACUCUGCCUUCUGCUGAGGCUGGCCUCCAAGCGCCAAGCCCCAGGCCAGUGCUCAGCUCCGAGGUCCCCCACAUACCUCCCCCUGAGGGCCUUCCCCUGUCCCAGAGCGCCCUGAGCAUCGCCAAGGAGAAGAACAUCAGCCUGCAGACGGCCAUCGCCAUCGAGGCCCUCACUCAGCUCUCCUCUGCCCUCCCUCAGCCUUCCCACUCCACCUCCCAGGCUUCCUGCCCCCUCCCUGAGGCCUUGUCCCCUCCUGCCCCUUUCCGGUCCCCCCAGUCCUACCUCCGGGCCCCCUCGUGGCCUGUGGUCCCUGCUGAAGAGCAUGCACCCUUCGUUCCUGACAGCCCCGCCUUCCCUCCAGCAACUCCUAGACCCGAGUUUCCUGAAGCCUGGGGCACCGACACCCCACCAGCAACUCCGAGGAGCUCUUGGCCCCUGCCCCGCCCAAGCCCUGACCCCAUGGCCGAACUGGAGCAGCUGCUGGGCAGCGCCAGUGAUUACAUCCAGUCAGUAUUCAAGCGGCCCGAGGCCCUGCCCUCCAAGCCAAAGGUCAAGGUGGAGGCGCCUUCUUCCUCCCCAGCCCCGUCCCCAUCCCCCAUGCUCCAGAGGGAGGCUCCGGCACCCUCCACAGAGCCUGACACCCACCAGAAAGCCCAGACCGCCCUGCAGCAGCACCUUCACCAUAAGCGCAGUCUCUUCCUGGACCAGGCCCAUGAUGCCUCCUUCCCCCCGCCCACCGAGCCUCCUGCUCCAGGCUGGUGGGCCCCAGCAAGCUCACCUGCCCCACGGCCUCUGGACAGACCACCUAAGGAGAAGAAGAAGAAGCCGCUGGCACCAGCUGGAGGUCCCCCGGGAACCGAGAAGGUGGCCCCCGGGAUCAAGCCCAGUGUCCGGAAGCCCAUUCAGAUCAAGAAGUCCAGGCCGCGGGAAGCACAGCCUCUCUUCCUGCCACUGCGGCAAAUCGUCCUAGAAGGGCUGAGGCCCCCGGCCUCUGAGGAUGUGCAGGCACAGCCACCGGCCCCUGUCCCCACUUCCCAGGGCUCUGCUGCCCCCCUGCCCCCAGAACCUUCUCUUGCGCUAUUUGCACCUAGUCCCUCUGGGGACAGCCUGCUGCCCCCUACUCAGGAAAUGAGAUCCCCUAGCCCCAUGGCGACCCUGCAGCCGGGCUCCACCGGCCCUCUUCCCCCUGCUGAUGACAAGCUGGAAGAGCUCAUCCGGCAGUUUGAAGCUGAAUUUGGGGAUAGCUUUGGGCUUCCUGGCCCCCCAUCUGUGCCCAUUCAGGACGCCGAGAACCAGUCAACAUGUCUCCCAGCCCCCGAGAGCCCUUUUUCUACCCGCUCCCCCAAGCAAAUCAAGAUUGAGUCUUCGGGGGCUGUGACUGUGCUCUCAACUACCUGCUUCCAUUCGGAGGAGGGAGGCCAGGAGGCCACACCCACCAAGGCCGAGAACCCCCUCACACCCACCCUCAGUGGCUUCCUGGAGUCACCUCUUAAGUACCUGGACACGCCCACCAAGAGUCUGCUAGACACACCUGCAAAGAGAGCCCAGGCCGAGUUCCCCACCUGCGACUGUGUUGAACAAAUAGUGGAGAAAGAUGAAGGUCCGUAUUAUACUCACCUGGGAUCUGGCCCCACGGUAGCCUCUAUCCGGGAGCUCAUGGAGGAGCGGUACGGAGAGAAGGGGAAAGCCAUCCGGAUCGAGAAGGUCAUCUACACUGGGAAGGAGGGAAAGAGCUCUCGAGGCUGCCCCAUCGCCAAGUGGGUGAUCCGUAGGCACACGCUGGAGGAGAAGUUGCUGUGCCUGGUGCGGCACCGGGCAGGUCACCACUGCCAGAAUGCUGUGAUUGUCAUCCUUAUCCUGGCCUGGGAGGGCAUCCCCCGCAGCCUCGGAGACACCCUCUACCAGGAGCUCACCGACACCCUCCGGAAGUAUGGGAACCCCACCAGCCGGAGAUGUGGCCUCAAUGAUGACCGGACCUGCGCUUGCCAAGGCAAAGACCCCAGCACCUGUGGUGCCUCCUUCUCCUUCGGCUGUUCCUGGAGCAUGUACUUCAACGGCUGCAAAUACGCUCGCAGCAAGACGCCGCGCAAGUUCCGCCUCGCAGGGGACAACCCCAAGGAGGAGGAAGUACUCCGGAAGAGCUUCCAGGACCUGGCCACCGAAGUCGCUCCCCUGUACAAGAGGCUGGCCCCCCAGGCCUAUCAGAACCAGGUGACCAAUGAGGAAAUAGCGAUUGACUGCCGUCUGGGGCUGAAGGAAGGGCGGCCCUUCUCGGGGGUCACAGCCUGCAUGGACUUCUGUGCCCACGCCCACAAGGACCAGCAUAACCUCUACAAUGGGUGCACUGUGGUCUGCACUCUGACCAAGGAAGACAAUCGCUGCGUGGGCAAGAUCCCCGAGGAUGAGCAGCUGCAUGUGCUCCCGCUGUACAAAAUGGCCAACACGGACGAGUUCGGCAGUGAGGAGAACCAGAAUGCCAAGGUGGGCAGCGGGGCCAUCCAGGUGCUCACCGCCUUCCCCCGCGAGGUCCGGCGCCUGCCUGAGCCUGCCAAGUCGUGCCGCCAGCGGCAGCUGGAAGCCAGGAAGGCGGCGGCCGAGAAGAAGAAGAUGCAGAAGGAGAAGCUGAGUACUCCCGAGAAGAUCAAACAGGAGGCCCUCGAGCUGGCCGGUGUCACCACUGGCCCAGGCCUGGGCCUGAAGGGUGGACUUCCCCAGCAAGGCCUGAAGCCCUCCCUCAAAGUGGAGCCCCAGAACCACUUCAGCUCCUUCAAGUACAGCGGCAAUGCGGUGGUGGAGAGCUACUCGGUGCUGGGCAGCUGCCGGCCCUCCGACCCCUACAGCGUGAACAGCGUGUACUCCUACCACUCCUACUAUGCACAGCCCGGCCUGACCUCCGUCAAUGGCUUUCACUCCAAGUACGCUCUUCCGUCGUUCAGCUACUAUGGCUUCCCAUCCAGCAACCCCGUCUUCCCCUCACAGUUCCUAGGUCCUGGCACCUGGGGACACGGUGGCAGCAGCAGCAGCUUUGAGAAGAAGCCAGACCUCCACGCUCUGCACAACAGCCUGAGCCCGGCCUACGGUGGUGCUGAGUUUGCCGAGCUGCCUGGCCAGGCUGUUCCCACGGACACCCACCACCCCACUCCUCACCACCAGCAGCCUGCUUACCCAGGCCCCAAGGAGUAUCUGCUUCCCAAGGCUCCCCAGAUCCACCCAGCAUCCAGGGACCCCUCUCCCUUUGCACAGAGCUCCAACUGCUACAACAGAUCCAUCAAGCAAGAGCCAGUGGACCCCCUGGUCCAGGCUGAGUCUAUACCCAGAGACCCUGGUAAGAUGGGCAAAACACCUUUGCCCGAGGCUUCUCAGAAUGGGGGGCCCAAUCACCUCUGGGGACAGUACUCAGGAGGCCCAAGCAUGUCCCCCAAGAGGACUAACAGUGUGGGCGGCAGCUGGGGUGUGUUCCAUCCUGGGGAGAGCCCUGCCAUCAUCCCCGACAAGCUCAGUUCUUAUGGGACCGGCUGCCUGACCCCUUCUCACUUCCCGGAUGGCCAGUGGGGGCUGUUCCCUGGGGAGGGGCAGCAGCCAGCACCCCAACCCGGAGGACGGCUUCGAGGCAAACCGUGGAGCCCCUGCAAAUUUGGGAACAACACCUCGGCCUUGGCCGGUCCCAGCCUGACUGAGAAGCCUUGGGGGGUUGGGGCCGGGGAUUUCAACUCUGCCCUGAAAAGCGGUCCUGGGUUCCAAGACAAGUUGUGGAGCCCCCUGAAAGGAGAGGAGGGAAGGAUUCCAACCCCGGGGGCAAGCCAGCUGGACAAAGCCUGGCCGUCCUUUGGCGUGCCCCUGGGCUCCAGUGAGAAACUGUUCGGGGCCCUGAAGUCGGAGGAAAAGCUGUGGGAUCCCUUCAGCCUGGAGGAGGGGACAGCCGAGGACCCCCCCAACAAGGCGGUGGUGAAGGAGGAGAAGAGUGGGGGCGCGGAGGAGGAGGAAGAGCUCUGGUCCGACAGUGAACACAAUUUCCUAGACGAGAACAUCGGCGGUGUGGCCGUGGCCCCUGCUCACGGCUCGAUCCUCAUCGAGUGUGCCCGGCGGGAGCUGCACGCCACCACGCCCCUCAAGAAACCCAACCGCUGCCACCCCACCCGCAUCUCGCUGGUCUUCUACCAGCACAAGAACCUCAACCAGCCCAACCACGGGCUGGCCCUCUGGGAGGCCAAGAUGAAGCAGCUGGCGGAGAGGGCCCGGGCGCGACAGGAGGAGGCCGCUCGGCUGGGUCUGGGCCAGCAGGAGGCCAAGCUCUACGGAAAGAAGCGCAAAUGGGGGGGCGCCAUGGUGGCCGAGCCCCAGCAUAAGGAGAAAAAGGGGCUUGUCCCCACACGGCAGGCGCUGGCCGUGCCCACAGACUCCGCAGUCACCGUGUCCUCCUACGCCUACACGAAGGUCACUGGCCCCUACAGCCGCUGGAUCUAGGUGCCCGGUGCCAGGGAGCCAGUGUACCUCAGCGUCGGGCCCGGCCCGAGCUGCCUCUGUGGUGCUUUUGCCCUCACACCUGGGGGCGGGUUGGGGGUGCAGAAGUCUUUAUAUAUACAUAUAUAGAUACGCAUAUAUAUGUAUUUAUGGUCCAAACCUCAGAACUGACCCGCCCCUCCCUUCCCCAACUUCCCCAGCACUUUGAAGAAGAAACUACGGCUGUCGGGUGAUUUUUUUCGUGAUCUUACUAUUUAUAUCUCCAUGUUGGUUUUUUUCUCCCUUCCCCCCCCCUUGUUGGGGGGGCUUUUAUUUCCUCUUGUUUUUAAAACUCUAUCCUUGUAUAUCACAAUAAUGGAAAGAAAGUUUAUAGUGUCCUUUCACAAAGGAGUAGUUUUAAAUUCCAUUUAAAAUGUGUAUUUAUUGGAUUUUUUUAAAAGCGACAAUAGUAAUGGUAAAGGAGCGGCGGGAAAGGCCAAGAGCGCACAUUCCUGCCCAGUCUUGCUGGGCCCUGUGAGCCUCGCCCUCUUGGGAGCUGGCAAGGUUCUCUCAGCCAUCUGCCCCUCACGAGCCAAGUGCAGACUGUAGCCGCCCGGUCCACCCCUCCUGACCGCUACACCUUCCCUUCAGGGGAGGGAGCCCUCAGGACAGCUUCCGUCCUCUCCAACAGGAUGGGAGAAUCUGUAAAGAAAUAUCCGGGGUCCCUUUUCCAGUCACCGGCUUGGAGUCGGGGACCGGGAGGCAGGCGCACCCCCAGGCCAGGCACCGGAGAUGCCGGCGUCGAUUUCCCCGGUAAACCAGGUUGGAAGUAGACAGCUUUGAGCUUGCUAGUCUCCACACUGAAUCCUCUGUCCAUUGUCGAUCAAGUCCCAUGAUGUCACAGUUCCCCAGGCAGCACCUCCUUGCAGGAGCUGGAGUUGAGAGGCUCUUUGGAGCCUCUUCCCCCCGGGUUGACAAGCCAAUGAAUGCUGGGCUGAAGGAAUUUGUCGUAGUGGCAGGUUUUUUUUGUUAAAAAAAAAAAAUGCCCCAAAGCCUAUGCUGAUACUGAAAAAGGGCUACUGUAUCUCUAAACGCAAGAAGCUGAACCCAAGCUGUGAAAAGCCGGCGUCGGCCCACGGCGCGGCGCUGUGCAGAGCCUGGUGCUGUAGGACGGAGCUGGGACUCCGGGGCAGGUGGCGUCCUGCGGGAGCCCGGCCCUGCUGCGUGACAGCAAUUAGUGCAUCUCUCUGUUCCUGGAUCUCCACAUCAGACGAUGGUGCAGGCCUCCCCACCCGGGGCCCACCCUCUCCAUGCUCUCCCGGGCGGGGGUGGGCUUACCCUCAGCAAUUUUAAAAUGCAGGAGUCCAACGUUUUCAGCAGGUAGCUAUGAUUUUCCUCCCUAAUUGGUGCCAUUUCUCAAUUUGAUCAUCUUCUCCUUUCCUUCCUUCCCCACCCCCAUCCUCAACGGGCCCCUUCUAAAAUUCUGGUGCAUUCGUUUGGUUCUUUGAAAUGAGAAUGUGGUGCUUCAUUUUUGCAACUUUGUCAGAGAGGUUGGGCGUGGCUGGUAGAAGCAACUUCCGUGGACAGCAAGUCAGACUCCCUGGCGUGUGUGUUUUUCCUGUGGUGUGAGCGACGUUUCCAUCAGGCUGCCCGUGUGGAUGUGUGUGGUGAGUGGAAGGCUUCAGCAGGACACACGGAGGGGACCGUGGCCACACGGUGAAUGACAACCAAGCCCUGAGAUACAGGUCAGAUAUUUAUUGAGCAGUUUUAUUCAGACGUGGGUCUUUGUAAAACGAGUUUAACAAUCAGAUGACGAUACUGAAGGCAAGUUCCUGAGCUUCCAGGUGCCUUGUGUAAGAGCUGAGAACCGACCCGCUGGGUGUUUGCUGUAACUAGUCAGACGCACGGGCGGGGAGUCGCUGUCAGAUGUCCUGAGCAUUUAUGUGGUCUGGUUUUAACUGUACAUAGUGAAAGAUUUUUUUAAGCACUUUUGCCUAGAUUUAAACAGCAACUUGAAAAAAAAAAAGUAUGUUUUAACAUGUAAUUGUGGGAGAAAUUGUAAAUAGUAGCUGAAUAUUUAACGUGCUUUGUCUAUCCUUCACUUUUACCAUAUUCUGUAAAGUUGCAUUUAUUUUACAGGACAAAAAUGAAAUAUUAUUGCUUUUGAAAUAAAUACCCAAGAGCUUUUGAAAUAAAUACCCAAGAGCUUAUCAGGAUUUAGAAUUAUUCAGAACUCAGAUUUAUAGGAAAACCUCUGACCUUCAGUUUGACAAGCUAAAGGAAGCAGAGUCUUUAAUAAGCAUGCUAAUUUUCUAGUUUUGAGGAAAAGUUGGGUCCUUUAAAUGCUAUUUUGCUUAUCGCAUCAGUACUUUUAUGCAGGUCUCAUUUGACUCCGUGCUUAGGUAGAUGCGGGGGUGCCUUGAAAACUUCAUUUUAAAUGAUCUUAAGCAAGAAAUACAAUAUUUUACGAACCAUUUGGAGAAUGUGACCGUCUGUAUGACCCGGGAAAAACCCCAGGUUGGCUGUUGGUUUGGAAGGUCCCGAGUGUAACCCAGGUGAUUCGGAUACUUGGCAUGUGUGAAUCUUCCUGAUGUCUGUUAAAUAUUCUCUUCCCCUCGUCACCCUUUGGUAGCAAAGCCAUUAGAUGAAAGGAGAAACCGUUACAGGCUCAAAGCAUGUGAUGUCUGUCCCCGCAGCCCCAACAGCCUUUGGUCCGUAACUUUCUAGACUAGCACCAAGGCUGCUGAGAGCUGAGUCAAGAGGCGGUCUCCAUUGGAUGUUCCCGUUCCCCUGACAAUGGUGUUUCACAGAUUAGGUGGUGCUGUUGCCAUGCUCGAGUCCAUGCUGAUUUUUACACACUACAUGUAUAACCUACCUCAAAUCUCAGUCAUUAAAAUUAGCAUGCUUUAGACGUAUAUUUAAAAAGUAACUAUGCACAGCUCCUUAUUCCCCCCCCUUGCUGCUGAAGGUUUCUUAGAGAAAAAUCAAAUUUUUAUUUUUUACUGGCACUAUCAUUUUUUAAGUCCUAAAGAUGAUUAACAGACAUUUUUAUCAUGAGAAGAAAAAUAAAGCCAUUGCAACUAAAGAACCUAACAGCAUGACCAAGUUGUAGAGUAAUAUUAUAGCAAUGAGAAGUGAUGGAGUCCUAGAGUCCUCUCCCCAGUGUGCCCUGUCCACAGACGCCAGCCACAUGCAGUGCGGAUAUCUGGGUCCCCCUGUGUUUGGUUUCCCCUGCCUUCUGCAUGCAAGGGAAGUGCUUGCAAAGUUCUGUGCUAAGAGAUUUUUUAAAUAAUCGCUUUGCGGCAGGUUCUCACAAAAUAACUGGUGCUAGCUCAAGAACCCAUUAUCAGAAAUCUUGACUAAAGUUGUUGCGUGGAUUUUGAGGUUUCAUUGUUUCUUUUGUCGUCGUUUGGGUUUUUGUUUUGUUGGUUUUGGGGAGUUUUGUUUUUGUUUUGGAGGUGUUUUCUUUUUUGCUAGGGCCUAAGUUUCCCACAUGCUGGCUUCGUGGGUACUGCUUGCCCUCUCGCUGGGGUAACCGUGGUGUGCAUGGAAAGAGAUCAUACCCUGCCCCUCUUGGUCCUUCCACCAGCCUCUUGUGGAAACGGUAGUUUAUAAGCAAGGGGUUUUUUAAGUGCUAAAGCCAAGAAAGGAGCAGAGCUCAAGGGCUUUGUACCAAACAGCCCUAGAUGUGUGAAGACGGUUGAUGAGUAGAUGGUAACCUGAUUUCACGGAGAGAAAUCCAGCUAGACUUUGUGAAGUUGAACCACCGCCAGAUCUCAAAACCAAGGCGAUGCUGGCGGAAAAUUUAAGUAAUAUCCCUGACGUGCCUCAACCAAUCUCUUUCCUUUUGUUACGGAAGUGUGUUUUAUGGACUAGGAAGCAUUUUUAUGAAUUGAAAUAGUCUAAAUAAAAUGGUGCUAUGGUGUUUUAAUGUGACUGUCCCUGAUCCUGUCCUGCUGAGGUGCUAUCAAGGUUCUGAAACCAAAACCAACCAAAAACAAGGUGGGCUCCAGUCUCUCUUGGCUUCCCCCCUCCCCUUUUGGUGCUGUCUCCUAGACCUCUGUUUACCGUGCUAAAACCUGCUCUGAGCAGUUUUUGUUUCGUUUUAUUCUUCUUCCCUUGGUGGCCGAACACAGAAAGGCAAGUUCUGAAGGCAGCCGGCUCCCUAACAGUGACGGGAGUGGGCCUGCCUGGCUUGGCAGGGGCUCUGGUGACACGUGUGUCCCUUCACGCCUGAUAAGAAAGGAAGGGUGAAGGGCUUCUUUUGAGGAAGGGGAGUCUGGUACUCCUGCCCCUUCUACCAUGGCAGGCAUUCUCGUAGCCAAGGACACACACUUUCCCCUGCAGCCCAGGGUGCCAAGUAGGCACCGCUGAGGGUCUCAAAGGCCCUCGCCUACUAAGGCGUUCCACAGGGACCUCCUUCCUCCCCUGGCACUGGCCAGGGCCCUGGUGCGCGGCAGGCUCGUUCCUCUGCUCCCCGCAACCCUGGCCCCAGCCUUGCUCCUGCCUGUCCCUCCUCGUGUUCCAACUAAAGGAAGGAGCUUUCUUUGCUCACUUGAUGCCACUGAGACUGCUUUUUAGUUGGUGCUACUCUCCAUUUCCUCUUGGGUCCACAAAAGUUGAUGUUGGAGAAACGUAACAGGAAGCUCCAUUUUGUGUCAUCCACUGUCACAGUAAUUUUUUUAAAUACCUCAAAAACAGGACAUUGUGACAACUUCAGUAGAUUCCGCGAGGGUCUGACACCUGCAGGUUGUCCCAUCGCUGACUGACUUGACCUUGAAGCAUCUGGGGUCAUUUUAUUUUUCACUCUUCGGCAGUUAAUCAUGGCAGAACAGCGAAAGGAAUGAGUGUGGUUGACUUUCUUUCAUUUUCUUGGUCAGUUUUGCUUUCGGAUACAAUGUGAAUCCCCCGUGCCCAUCUCACUGAGCUUUGGCAGGCGUUGUUGCUGUCAUUUGACAUGACUUCCUCGAAACCUACUUUAUCAGCCAGCUGCAUCUGCUGGAGUACGCGGCCAACUUGGACAUACCCUGGACCAAAAUUUUUUGAGGUGCGUAUCCUAGCAUAGGUUAUAUACGGCCCCACCCCAUGUGUGCGUAGAGUUUCCGCGUGCGACCCUGUCUUGGCGCUCCUAGCCCUUCCUCCCACAGAGCAGAGCAAUAGGCUUCUCCCCUGAGCAGAGGCUGCAGCACAGAAAUGCAAGGUCUAAAGUUGCUUUUGGCCUAAGGAUCAGUGCGUGAUUUGGCCGACUUCCUCGUUUGCUUCUCUUCUGAUAUCAGGGAUGCUUUUUGUAGUGGUGUCAUUUGCGCUCUUCUCAUUUUGACUACCCGUCAUUCAGGGAAAAUUCAUCACUAUUCACAUGGGGAUUGAAAAAAUACUAUUUGGCUCAUUUGAACAUCCAAAAUUUUCUUGAUUCCAGUUCCUUUUUUAAUUUUUUGUUUUUUUUCUUUUGAGGGGAAAAAGGAGGAGAAAAACAGGAGUGAUGUCAUUUCUUUUUCACAUAUUCUAAUUAUAAAAAGAAAUAAGGGCAGGUCAUAUUGUGGCAUAUUAAUGCAUUAGACUUAAUCUGGAACCCCUAUAGCUUUUUGCUGUGUUUUAUUUCUUCUCUCUUUGAAUUCCUGUUUGGUUACUUGGCUUCCAAUGGAGGUGAACUUAACAACCAUACUUGAAUAUUCCGUCUUGACUUUGUAACUGUGGCUACUUGAAAUGAAGUUUAUCUGGGGUUGAUGGAUGAAUGGUAGAUUUUUGCAAUGUCUCAAGGCAAUAGGAUGUGUAUUAUUAAACUGUAGAUAUUCUUAGUACAGUAAAUUUAUGCUGAUAAUUUUAUUUUGUAUAAUUUUUACCUUUUUGUUAAUAUUUUUUCCUCCCACUUUAUUGGUUUGCCUCCUGAGCUACCCCUCCUUACCCUCCCUUCUCCCCCAGUGUUUCAGUAAAUUUAAUUUAGGGUGCCUAGAAAUUGCAAGUAUGUAUCCUUUUUUGAUUUGUAUUUUAUUAUAAUUUACACAAACAACUGGGUUUGUGAACUGUAUUACUCCUGGUAUCUUUAAAAUAUUGUGGGUGUUUUAAUAAAUUUUAUAUUUAUUUUUUGCACUCAAA